GCUUCAUCGAUCUCCUUCAUUUUCGACAUUUUUGCUCUCGUCUUUUGGAUCGGUGGAUCCAUUCUUUCUCUUCUUUCUCGCCGUCAGAGAUCGAGAGGGGGAGAGAGAGGAGAGCGAGAAACGCUAAUGGCGGUGGUAUCGGCCCUAGCGAAGUAUAAGUUGGUCUUCUUGGGGGAUCAAUCCGUGGGGAAGACCAGCAUCAUCACCCGAUUCAUGUACGACAAAUUUGAUACCACAUACCAGGCUACAAUUGGGAUCGAUUUUCUGUCAAAGACAAUGUACCUUGAAGAUCGUACCGUUCGCUUGCAGCUUUGGGAUACUGCUGGACAGGAGAGAUUCAGGAGUCUUAUUCCAAGCUACAUCAGAGAUUCUUCUGUUGCAGUAAUCGUUUAUGAUGUGGCCAAUCGGCAAUCAUUUUUAAACACUUCAAAGUGGAUUGAGGAAGUACACACAGAACGAGGUAGCGAUGUUAUCAUUGUCCUUGUAGGAAACAAGACCGAUCUUGUUGACAAAAGGCAAGUUUCAAUUGAAGAAGGAGAAGCGAAGGCCCGUGAAGUUGGGGUCAUGUUCAUUGAAACGAGUGCCAAAGCAGGCUUCAACAUCAAGCCUCUCUUCCGCAAGAUUGCCGCAGCCUUACCGGGGAUGGAGACUCUUUCUUCUACCAAACAGGAAGACAUGGUUGAUGUCAACUUGAAGCCAACUGUCAACACCUCGCAGACAGAGCAGCAAUCAGGAGGAUGUUCGUGCUAGAGAUACACUUGCAGAGUAUACGGGCAGAAGAAGAGUUGGCCAAGGAGAGUUUUGCAAAGGUUGAUCCAGGUGCAUUUUAGAGGUUUUGAUAUACAUGAGGCUGGAGAGGAGUUGUUCUUUUGGAUUUCGCAGUAGGCUACCAACUGAUCUCCUUAAUUGAAGCUACGGCAUUAUACUGCUCCAGAAUUCGUUGCUUUCUCUGUGUCACAUUUGCAUAGCAAAAUCCAUCUCUUUGAUUUGUUCCAUUUUCUUCUUUCCCACAGCUGGUGGUUCUUGUUAAGGUAGGGUAUGAACCGUACCGCCACUUUCUUCUUUUUUGUGCUGGGAAAUGGGAAGUAUUUAUAGAUCUGACGUUUACUGGUAAUACACAGU
Messenger RNA from Elaeis guineensis (African oil palm), 1122 nucleotides. RefSeq names its product ras-related protein RABH1e. Lineage: Eukaryota; Viridiplantae; Streptophyta; Magnoliopsida; Arecales; Arecaceae. The record is from RefSeq and is a predicted model, not a curated record. Gene Ontology annotation, molecular function: GTP binding; GTPase activity.